Molecule: messenger RNA, 3618 nt
Organism: Epinephelus fuscoguttatus (brown-marbled grouper)
Lineage: Eukaryota; Metazoa; Chordata; Actinopteri; Perciformes; Serranidae
Product: butyrophilin subfamily 2 member A2-like
Exons: 7
Coding region: 171-749 (192 amino acids)
Source: RefSeq, a predicted model, not a curated record
UGAUGAGUGAUUUCCGCCUCAUACCUUUAAGGUGCAGUCAAAGUGAAAGUAUGUCGCAGUGACGCAGUUAGAUUUUAAAACUUUAACACGAUAUUUGGCACUUUUUUGGUUUCCAGAACAAAGACAAACUAAAGCCGAGCAUUUUAACGACACUUUGACACGACGCAGCGAUGAGGUUUGAAACUGUAAUGACGGGAAUGAUUUUUGUUUUUUGUUUCCUGCUCAAAGUGUCCUCAGUCGACGCACCGGAGAAUAAAGAGCCGUGCGAAAAUAAAUUAAUUUGCCAAGAAAGACACAAUGCAUCAGCUGGAGAGAACGUCACUUUGGACUGCCACACUGAGCCUCAGUGUGAUGUGAUGGACAAAAGUGUAAAAUGGGAAUUUGGGAGUGAAAUUGUCCUGCUCUACAGAAAUAAAGAUGUUGAUCCUGGUGCUCAGGCAGAACGAUUCAAAAGAAGAGCAAAAAAGGACAUCACCUGGAAUCCAGCUGAAGGGAAACUUGCUGUGAAAAUUGAAUCAGUUAAGACAACUGACUUUGGGGAGUACACAUGCUCCAUUCGAAAAGGAAAAGUCUGCACGACUAAACUCAUCUUACAACAGUUGGGUAAUUCAGACAAGAACGAAGCCAACAAACCUCAAACUACACCAAGCCAGAGUCAAAAAAAUAUUGGGGUUCCUCCAUUCUUUCAGGAUCCUGUGAUUACAUUGGUACUGGCUACAUUUGCAUUGCUUUAUUUGCUGUGUCACUGAAGAAAUGUGGAAGGAUCAGGUGGUGGAGGAAUAAAUCUACUGUUCUUGUUCUGUGCAAGAACGAGACGCUUUUUGUGCUGCAGAAGAUUGUGUUGAAGGCCUCCACAACUGUCACUGAGAAAAAGAGGAGAAAAAGCUCAUGAACUACAUUUGAAGGCACUGACUGUUUUGUGUUGUACCGGUUUAAGAUGCGAUGGGAGAUGAAAUGGCUUCUUUUAGCUAUCCAUUUUUUAAAAUUGAGUGUUUCUGGUAAAGGAUAAGUGAUGACCAGUAAUAUCCAGAAUGAGUAAUCCCAUGUCCUCAGGAGCAGCUCUUAUCAAGAUAAUUAAUGAGUUUGGGGUGUUUCUGGAUAUUAGAUUAAUACUGUAAAAUCUUGAGCAUUAUCGCAUCGGAAUUUUAGAUGCUCUGAUCUAUUCAUCUUCUGUUUUUAUACUAAUGGGUUCAGGUAUCUCGGCAUUUUUGGUUUCUUUUACUCUUUAUAUCAUGAUAAAAAUUUAUUUAAUCAAAUUUGAAGAGAUUGCAGGACCUAUCUUUUACUGUGCAAUAUUAAUAGUUUUACUGAAGAAAAUAGUUUUGAGUAUUUCUGCUACUGCUGCCAAUAAUGAGAGAGUUCUCAGUAAUAGAAUGGGGCUCCAGGCCCCCAAAUCACUAAAUCCGUCCCUGAUUAUAAUAAAAGCACAGCACAGGAUGAAGGGAGACACACAGCACAAUAGUUUAUGUAAAUAAUUUCUCUCCUAAAACAAAGUAGUCUGUAGAAGUGUAAAGAAGUCAGUUUCCACAACUGGACAUUUGACCGCAACGCGGGCAAGCGAUGCGAGCAACACACUUCGUUUCAUAGUCAACACAUUAAACCCAAGCGACGUGGGCAACACAUCGCAAUACAUCACUCGUGCAAUAGGGGGUCGCAGAUACACUAGUAGAUUCUGGCGAGCUAGUGCUGCUGUAGCUAGCUAGUACUGCUUUUGUAUUAGAGUGCAGGGCACUACAACUGUCGAGUUAGCAAAGUUGUUCCCCCUCGCCCGCCAUAUUUCAUACCUGCUUCUUCUGUGAAUAACAAAAAGUGGUUAAUUUCAAGUACGUCGCUUACAUUAUCACCCCCGCUGGCAACGCAUGGUAUUACACGCAUCGCUGCGUCAUGUAUCAAGAAAAUGGACAACAUAUUUUGAGAUGCAAGCACGCAUCAUGGUGGCGAAUGCGUCUCGAUGCGUCCCAAUGCGUUCACAUCUGCGUGCCUUUGCGUUGACUAUGAAACGGCCCUUACUGCUGCUUACCCUCUAAGAAACUUACAUGGCCUAUGUGGGAUGUUGUAAUGCAUUAAAAUGAAUGGGGCAGCACUAGCUGUCAAAUAUGUAUACACUAACGAGUGUCAGAGAAACUGGCACCAUAUUUUGCAUAAUGUGUCAAAACUCAACAGGUUCAAAAGAUUCGAUACAUUUACAUUUACCAAUUCAAGGGAACCAGAAAAAUAAUCAGGCGGCCCAUCACUACUCUCCGUGUGAUCAGCGAUGGUUUGGAUCAAACCAACUCAAAGGGUGGUCCAAAAAUGUGCAAUUUUCUUGCAACUUGUUUUGGUCCGUUGCUGAUAAUACUAAAAUCAUUGUUGCUAUAGGCUACUUAAAUAUAAUCACCAGAUUGUGGUAGCAAAACCAUAACUUUGCUCCCCCUAAAUGAAUAAUGGAGCUGCAUUUACUCCACUUGCACCAUUGCUCAGGUGCCUGUUUACCUGUAAAUCCACAUUAUUUGGUGCUGGUUUUAGGUUUACAUAUUGAAUAUAGGUACAGGUAGAUUCUUAGAAUCACUUUGUAUGCUGCACGCUGCACAAUAUUCAAAAACGUGAAAGAAGAGUCCCCUGAUGCUUCAGUGAGGUAUGAAAACCCACUAUACUUUAAAGAGGAAUGGUUAAGAACAAUAAAUAUGGGGGUAACAAUUAAAGAUAAAGAUGCACCAGAGACUAAUGUGGGGUCUAUGGGUCUAUGAGAGGUUACUGUAAGGUUAAUGUGUACCCUGAAACAAAUCAAUGAAUUUCAGAGAAAAAGGUUUGCUGUUAUACAUUUUAUAAAUGACAUUAAAGGUUAGAGCCAAAGUGCUGUGCAAACUUUCAACCAUUUCUCAUUCCCAGGUCGUCACUAAUCGCUGCUCUGUCAGUCGCCUUUCACCUCUAUGUAUUACGUGCUAGGUAUUCCUCUGCCUGUGGUGUUUACAGUUGGGGAUACCACAACCACAACACCAGGACGUCAACAGAAGCACAUGGUUAGGUUUAGAAGAAAACAUCACAGUUUGGUUUGACAUUUACACCAGAAGCAAACAUUGGUGGGUGAAAGUCCACAGAUUGUUGAACCACCUCCCUCCAACCUGCUGCGUGUCAUAACACCGUGAAAGCUGCGUUACACUCUUACGCUGCCUUGUGGUGUAUCAUACUGCCACAAAAGGUGUCUUUUGAUGCCGGUGUCUGACACUGAAAUCACUGACGAAGGCUGAUACGUGACGACUUUGAAACGAGAACUGGCUGAAACUCUUUUUCCAGAAUUUCCAACAAUGUGAUAUAAAAAUGAUGUGCCAGUUUUUCCGUUGAGUGCGUAAAUGUUUUAUGUCAACAGCCAUAUAUGUCAACAAUUUUUACUGACUUUCUAUUUUUGGGUGGUAUUCUUAAAAAUGUGUGGUGUUUGUCAAAUGUAUGCUGUAAUUCUCUUAUUACAUGGUUCUUAAACAUGGUUUGAACCAGGAGCCAUCAGUGCUAACCACUACAUCACCAUGCCAUAUAAAAAAAAGAUGUGUCUCACUUCUGGUUUGUCUAUAUGAUGUAUUUCUUUUCUUCUCUUAAUUUAACAUACAAUGACAAGACUUGAUAUGAUUUGUAAAUAAAAGUGUU